CGACGCCGCGCCGCACGUGUGUCCGUGCCUUUAUGUUUAUGUUAAUGUGAACGGGGCUUAAGUGUUUGUGCUAUAAGGAUUUGCGUAUAAGCUGGUAACGCAGACGUCGCCAGAUUAGAUAAGAUAACCGAAGAUGUACUCAGUAGGACCGCCGAGACAGUCUUUGUGGAGGCACGAACUGAAAUCAUGAAUGUCUAAAUAAAUUUACUCGAAACGGAAAUUCUUUUAAGGGAAAUGAAAUUGAGGAAGACUGUGUAAAUAUUGGUUCGAGAUCUUUUUAAAAACUCCUCGGAAGUAUUGAAAGUAAAAAUAUACUUAAGUGUUCAAACAGUGCGGUCGGAAGUUAUGAAUAAAAUUAAAAAUAAUAAUCGAGUUUUUUAAAGAUCAAUAAGUGAUUCGGGAAAAGGCGAAUGCAAAAAGUGUCCUCAUACAAAAACAAAUAAAAGUAACCCAAUCAAAACUUUUGGCAAAAGAUGGAGGGCUAAUUUAAUAAAACAAAGCGUAACAAAGUAAGCUAACUAAAAUUUUUAAUGAAGGAAAAUUAAAAACAGUUGAAAUAAAUAAUUAAAGUUAGUGAAAAAGUAAACAGUGACACUCCUAAAAGUUUAAGUGAAUGUGAAAAGAAAAAUAACAAAAAAAUUAAAAGUGACUGCUAAAAAUUCAAACGCAGUAGUGAAUGAAGAAAAUAAUAAUAAUGUCAGUGAAAUUAUAACAGUAGAAAUUACUGUAUCAUUUUAUUAAAUUAAAGUUUCAGUGGUAGGAACAGGCAGUGGUGUGAAAGAUGUCAAUUAAGUGAGUGUGUGGAGUAGCUAUGGGGUGUCAGUUGGGGAAGCUGGCCGCUUCCGAGCGCAGGCCCGCCAACCAGGCCAGCCUUGGAGAUGGGCCUCCACCAGCCACGGACCCGAGGCUGCCGCUGACAGCCAAGCAGAAGUACUCCAUGCUUGCCUCAUGGAAGGGCAUCUCACGGGCGAUGGAGAAGACUGGCAUCUGUAUGUUUAUAAAAUUAUUUGAAGAGAACCAAGAUCUGCUGAACAUGUUCGAAAAGUUCCGCCACUAUCGAACAAAAGAGGAACAGAUCAAUUCGAUGGAACUGGCGGAGCACGCGAACAACGUGAUGAAUACCCUGGACGAAGGGAUCAAGGGGCUGGAUGAUUUGGACAACUUCUUUGAGUACAUACACCAAGUUGGAGCCAGCCAUAGACGGAUACCGGGGUUUAAAGUAGAGUAUUUUUGGAAAAUAGAGACGCCGUUCCUGGCGGCGGUGGAAGCGACGCUCGGCGACAGGUACACGCCGAACGUGGAGAAUAUUUACAAAAUCACCAUAAAAUUCAUCCUGCAGACUCUCGUAGAGGGCUACGAGAAAUCCGCGAAAGCUGGCGCGAACGCAAACACUACGUGAGCGGGAUUUUACAGAAACACGAUUUACAAAACUCUCCGUGAGCGGCUUUUUACACAGAAAUGUGUAUUCGAUUUGCGAUUUGAAUCUGACGGAAUCUCGAUUGCCGGUUACCAUUUCCGUAUCACAGGAAUAUGUUGAGACAUUGCAUAUUUUCGGAAUGUUUGUUCUUAUCUAAUUUGUGUUACAAAAAUGUUGGAACAUAUUUUUGUAAUUCCAAUUAGGGCAUUCCACGUCUUAUAUCAGAAACAUUAAACGUUUCGUGCGAGUGAAUUUUUUAAAUAUUUUGUGCAAAACCUUUACAAAAAUAUGUUGAAACAUAUUUUUGGAAUAUUCGUUCGUAUCUAAGGCUCAACGCAUACCUGUAGGGCGGAGUGGAACUAAUUCACAGCGUACCUUCUUUUUAGUGGCGCGUCAAACUAGGCUUUAUUUACUUUGACAUGGUGAUGGAGACCACUACUGGUGGUGGAAAAUUUGCGCCAUUUUUUUCAUAAUACCAAUUGCAACCGUAUUUCAAAGUAAACAGAGUUGAGUUUAAGGUGUAGUAAAAAGUGAAGCUGCGUUUCGGCUCCAAUGCACUCUAUACGUAUGCGUUGCACUAAAAUGAUUAGCUCGUGGUUCGACUUUCGGGAUUUGGCAAAUGAUUCGAGUUUCGGAAAACUUUACAAUAAUUCGGCAUUCGCCAAAUCAACUUUCAACUCAACUCAAAAUCAACAAGUCGCGCUAUUCGGAAUUUUGAUGAAUUUUUAAA
Molecule: messenger RNA, 2147 nt
Organism: Maniola jurtina (meadow brown)
Lineage: Eukaryota; Metazoa; Arthropoda; Insecta; Lepidoptera; Nymphalidae
Product: neuroglobin-like
Exons: 4
Coding region: 812-1399 (195 amino acids)
Molecular function (GO): oxygen binding; heme binding
Source: RefSeq, a predicted model, not a curated record